AUGACAUUUAAAUGUCAAACAAAAAUAUUAUCAAUAUUAACUCAACAAUCAUUAACAAUUUAUUUAAUAUUUUCUUUAAAUAUUUUAAUUUUAAACGCUGAUCAACAAUUGCCAGCUCAAGAAAAGGAAAAUAAUAAUAAAGAAAAUAAUUCUCCUGUCCAAACAAAUUGUGUUGAUUCGGAUCCAAAAUGCUCUUUAUGGGCUAGUCAAGGAGAAUGCCAAACUAAUGCUAUUUGGAUGAUGACAAAUUGUCGACAGUCCUGUCAAAGUUGCCAAGGUGGUGAUCGCGCCUGGCAAUUACGAAGUGAAUUAACUAAAAACUAUGAUAAUUCAACUUCUGCAAAUGCUACAAGAAUUGUUUCUGUUGAAAGUGUUAGAAUACAACAUAUGGAAAUUGAUGAAAAUAAAGAACAAGCUAGAGUUUUUGGAAGGCUUGUACUUUCCUGGAAUGACUCCAAAGUUAGCUGGGAUAGAGAAAGUUGGGGUUUGUCUUGGCUAAACUUCUAUUGGGUGCAGGUGUGGACACCACAACUUUUACAAAUUAACGCGUUGCCGCAAACUAUACUGGACAAGUAUUUAUGUGGACUGGCAAACUUCAAUUUUGUCGCUCCAUUCAAUUUUGAAUAUCAAGACUUCCCCAAAGACCGUCAACGUAUUUGUUACCAAUUCGAUGAUAAAAGAUAUUUUGCUGUUAAAUUUAUUGUUUCAGAAGAAGUUCGUAACCGACAGCAUGAGUCUAUUCAAGAUGCUCAUGUUUCUGGUUGGGAUAUUGAACAGCUGGAUAUUUCUGACAGCAAAUAUACAGUGCAAAUAUUGGGUGACUGGCGUCAAAACCCUUUCGAUAUUCAAACCACAAAUUGUGAACUUUGUAUUGAAUUACGGCGCUCAGCAGUUUAUUACUUUACUGAAAUGGUCUGUCCAGCAUUGGUUAGCUCUGUAUUGACACUUUCUUCUGUCCUUUUUCAAUUAGCGUUGGGACAACCAGCAAUGCUUUGUUUUAGUAUUUUGUGCCAAUUAAUGGGAUUACAAUUAUUAAAUGCUCGAUUACCUUCUUAUACUGGAACAAUACCGACAAUAUUAAAAUAUACUUCUUUCAAUCUACUUAUCAGUAGUUUCCUCCUACUCUCAACAAUAAUUUUGCGACGAAUUUCUCAAGCUAAUUCCAACAUCCCUCUCCCACGUUUUAUCUACACACUUAGCAGUCUUUUAGAUAAAUGUAUGCCAUUGCCAAAAGGUGGAAAAGAUUUACUUGAGGAAGACAGCAAUAAUGGAAAUACUCCACUUGGAAAUUAUUCAGAAAUUGCUUUAACUUUAAAUAAUUCAUUAUUUUCUGCAGCAAUAUUUAUUUAUAUUUUGGCUUUCAUUUUCUCCUUUCUUUUAUGA
Messenger RNA from Meloidogyne enterolobii, 1383 nucleotides. The record is from the annotation of a GenBank genome assembly. NCBI's taxonomy places the organism in Eukaryota, Metazoa, Nematoda, Chromadorea, Rhabditida, Meloidogynidae.